AUGGACGAGUUGCAAAAACUUGAGUAUUUGUCUCUCGUAUCUAAAGUUUGUACAGAACUUGAGAACCAUUUGGGACUAAACGACAAGGACUUAGCUGAAUUUAUCAUACAUCUGGCAGAAAAGAACAAUACUUAUGAGAAGUUAAAAAAAGCUCUGGAUGAAAAUGGUGCAGAGUUUGCAGAUUCACUGGUUGCAAAUCUGCUCAGGUUGAUUCAAAAAAUGAAACCAAAGCCACAGAAAGGAGCCAAGUAAGAAACAGAAAUCAC
Molecule: messenger RNA, 266 nt
Organism: Saccostrea cuccullata (small rock oyster)
Lineage: Eukaryota; Metazoa; Mollusca; Bivalvia; Ostreida; Ostreidae
Product: ATP-dependent RNA helicase DHX8-like
Exons: 3
Coding region: 1-252 (83 amino acids)
Source: RefSeq, a predicted model, not a curated record